Messenger RNA from Leucoraja erinaceus (little skate), 5664 nucleotides. RefSeq names its product mucin-6-like. The record is from RefSeq and is a predicted model, not a curated record. The transcript has 37 exons. Gene Ontology annotation, cellular component: extracellular matrix. The coding region runs from base 712 to 5274 and encodes 1520 amino acids. NCBI's taxonomy places the organism in Eukaryota, Metazoa, Chordata, Chondrichthyes, Rajiformes, Rajidae. Gene Ontology annotation, molecular function: protein binding.
UGUGUGUGGGAUAGUGUUACUGUGUGGGGAUUUCAGGUCAGUGCGGAUCGGUGGGCCGAAGGGCCUGAUCCCGUGCUGUAUCUCUAAACUAAACUAAACUAAAGAUCCUUUUGUUUUGAGUGAGUUCAACAGGUAUUUCUGGUUCUGCUUGGUCCAUUCACUGACACGGAAAACCCACUGAGAACUCUGUGCAAUCCUGAUAAACCAAGGGAUAUUUCCUUUGCAAAAUUUCAACUUACUUUUAUCUUAGCCAUAAUGCUGGCAGGAAAAGAAAAAUGAACACGUGUGUCCUCCUGCCAUCCUCAAGUGAGCACGUGCAAUGUGUGGGAUACUUAACUUGUCUGCACCUUGCCACGGAUAUUAUAUGAAGUUUAUCCCGGAAAUCCUGAUGGGUUCAGCGCAACUGCUGACAGGAGAGUGAAAGUUCCUGCACUUCCAUUGUGAUCAAGUCCCAACAGAGUCUGAGGAAAUGCAGAUGAAGGCCAGCUGCCUGAUCUGAAUGGAGGAGUUGAGGCAUAGGAUUAGCACUGAAAUGAUAACCUGGAUCCUGUUUGGCACACAAGAGGCAAAUUGUUUUGUUCUCUGAUUUUAGAGGGAGUGACUACCUUGUGUUCUGCCUAUAUAAAUUUCAAUCUGCCGUUGCCAGCAUAUAUAGCUCCACAGAGAGGGCUUUUCCCCAUCACACCCCAAAAAUUCCCUCAGCCUUUCGAAAUGUUAAAGUUAUUUGUCACAAUGACCUUAUUCAGUCUGCUGCACAGUUCAGGGGGAAAGCUUCCAGACUACAAGGAAAUGAAAGAAGAAUUCCCGCAUAUUUUUUAUUCCCCGAAAAGAGCCGUCUGUACCACGUGGGGAAGAGGCCAUUUCAAAACGUUCGAUAAUUUCAUGUAUGACUUUUACAAAACUUGCAACUAUAUUUUUGUCAGUGAAUGCACAGAACACUUCCCAGAUUUCAGCAUUCAGCUUCGAAGGGAGAGCAACGGGGAUAUAAAAAGACUGCUGAUUCAAUUGUACAGCACCAUGGUCACAGUGGAACUGGGCAAAAUCACAGUCAACAGUCAGCUGAAUAUUCAAUUGCCUUACAAUUCAAAUGGAAUAAAUAUUCAGCCGUUUGGGAACCUUGUCAGACUGUUGGCUAAACAGCAGGGGCUUGAUAUCAUUGUUGUCUGGAACAAUGAAGACUACCUGAUGGUUGAGCUGGGAGACAAAUACCUAAAUAAAACUUGUGGUCUGUGCGGGGACUUUAACAAAUCUCCGAAAUACAAGGAGUUCCUCUACGAAGGUCAUGUGAUUAGCCCAAUAUAUUUCGCUUCAUUCUAUAAGUUGGAUGAUCCUUUGGAAAACUGCGUACAAGUGGGCAAUGAGAGUGAAGAGGGGCAACUUCCAAACUAUCUGGCUAUCUGUACGUCUUUGAUGGAUAGUGUGGCACCAAACUGCACGGUACCAGAAUCGAGUUACAUUCAGAGAUGCAUCCAAGACCUGCCCCAGUGCUCCAGGGAGCAAGACGUAAGCUGUGCUUGUGACACAUUCUCAGAGUACGCACGCGAGUGUUCAAGGCUACUGCAACCUGUCCACAAUUGGAGAAAUGAACAGCUGUGCCCUCCACGUCAGUGCCCGACGAACCAGGUCUACUUGGAGAGCGGGUCACCGUGCUUCCCUACAUGCUCCAACCUACGCUCCACCUGCGACAGUCAUGGCACCUAUGGCUGCUUUUGCCCAGAAGGUACUGUUUUUGAUGAUGUUUCUGAGAAGAAUCGGUGCGUACACCUGGAUAAGUGUCCUUGCACCUGGAAUGGGGUCAUCUAUGGUCCUGGAGAAAAGAUCUCAUCACUCUGCAGGAACUGUGUAUGUUCUCUGGGGCAGUGGACCUGUACGACGCUACCUUGUCCAGGACGGUGCUCCAUUGAAGGCGGCUCGUUUGUGACUACGUUCGAUUCAAGACAGUAUCGAUUCCACUCAAUCUGCACUUUUGUUCUUGUGAAAAGUCCAGUCAUACCUGGCAAUGGACACAUCGAGGCACUAUUUGAAUCAUCUGGAGUGAAGCCGACUGAAACUUCCUUAAGUGCCAUCAUUUUUACGAGUAGUAAGAUAAAAAUUACCUUCUUGAAGCUGGGCAUGGUGUACGUGAAUAAUCAGAUCCAAGGUCUGCCCUUCAUAAAAGCUGGGUUUAAGGUUGAGAGAAAAUCCAUCACCUGCGUUCAGAUGACCACCAGAUUUGGCCUGAAGAUGCAAAUCUACUUCAGCCCAGUUUUCCAAGUGUACAUAAUGGUACAAAUGAAAUUUUUUGACAGCACACAUGGAUUGUGUGGAAAUUUUAAUGGCGACUCCAAGGACGACUUCAAGAGCAGCAUGGAAAUCUCGGAAGGGAUCGCUGCGUUAUUUGUGAACACUUGGCGCCUUGGUAGAUGCUACAAAAAUGCAAUCGACAAGCAUCCAGACCCCUGCUCCCUCAGUCAGUUCAAGUUGGAUUACGCACAGCGCCAUUGUUUCAAGUUGAUGAGGAAAAGCAGCAUAUUUGGAAGAUGCCAUGCAUUUGUCGACCCGAUGGACUAUGUUGAGCGCUGCCGGUACGAGACCUGCAACUACGAGAACAUCCAGGGCUACAUGUGCUCGGCCCUGCACUCCUACGUGCUGGCCUGCAAGGCUCGGGGCAUCCGGCUGGUCAACUGGCAGAACGACGUGACGGACUGCAAGACUGAUUAUUCCAAAACCUUCCUUGGCUAUUCCUGCAUGAAGCUGAAGCAGUGUCCAUGUGUGCUGAAUGGGAAAAUUCAUCCGUCUGGAGAGAAAGUGGAUGCUCUGUGCAAAUCCUGCUUGUGCUCAGUCGGCCGCUGGGAUUGCACCAGUGAGCCAUGUACGGGGACCUGCUCGGUCAGCGGAGGAUCGUUCAUCACUUCCUUCGAUCUGAAGAGAUACAGGUUCCAUGGCGUCUGCAAGUAUCUGCUGGUCCAAAGUCCAAAGAUUCCAGAAAAUGGAUAUAUAACAGCAACCUUCCAACAGUGCGGUAAAAAACAAUCAGAAACUUGCUUGACGGCCAUAACCUACACCAAUGACAAGUUAAAUAUCGAAAUUUCAAAGCAGGAUAUGAUUACAGUCAAUAAUGAGAUCACGAAGUUACCCUUCAAAACAGCCACUAUUACAAUUUACAGACAGUCAUCCACCUACAUACAGAUGAGCACUAUGUUUGGCCUGGAGAUACAGAUUCAGGUCUGCCCGGUGUUUCAGAUGCACAUUACUCUUGGAAAUGAUUUUUAUGACACCAGCCGAGGUCUAUGUGGUAAUUUUAAUGGUGAUCCCAAGGACGAUUUCUGGAGCAGCAUGGAAGUGCUGGAACGGACAGCCGCACCAUUUGUGAAUUUGUGGCAGGUUGAUUACCCCUGCAAGCCUGCUGUUGAUUGUGUACCAUGUACACCCGUUUCCACAAACUGGGGUUACCCACCAAACAAGUGCUAUCUGAUCAUGGAUGUAACAAGCAUUUUUGGAAGAUGCCAUCAUUUAGUGGAUCCAGUGCCAUUUGAAGAGAAAUGCCUGUUUGAGAUAUGCAACUAUGUGGAGAAGCAGGACUUCCUCUGUGCGGCCCUGGGACUGUACGCUCGUGCGUGUGCAGCAAAGGGACUGAUCCUGAGUGACUGGAGGAGCACGGUGCAAGGCUGCAAAAUCGCAUGUGCUGAUCGUCAGGUGUUCAGUUACAACGCCCGAGCCUGUGAUCGGACCUGUGUGUCACUGUCCGAUCGAGACUUCGAGUGCACGGCAAUCGAUGUGCCGGUGGAUGGCUGCGUCUGCCCGCCACAAACAUACCUGGAUGUUCACGGUGUUUGUGUGGAAGCAGCAGACUGCCAGUGCAUGCUGGCCGAUGGCAACUUUGUGGCCCCAAAUAAAUCGAUCACCAUCAACCAUAAGAUCUAUUACUGCCAGAAUGGAAAACUGGACUGCACUGGCCAUCCUCUGGUCCACAAAGGAGCAUGUCAGCCUCCCAAGCUUUACUUCAGCUGUGCACAUGGGUCACGGUGCCAGUACGGGACAACCUGCGCCCCAACCUGCCAAAUGAUCGCCACACAAAUCUCCUGUGCACCCUCAACCUGUGUCUCUGGCUGCAUAUGUCCAGAGGGAAUGGUCUUGGAUUACAAUGACAGCUGCAUCUUACCGGAAGAGUGUCCAUGCAAAUUCAGUGACCAGAUCUAUCAAACAGGAGAGAAGAUGAUGAGAGACUGUGAGGAAUGCAUCUGCCUUGUUGGAAAAUGGAAGUGCACCGAAAACGUGCACUGCCCCGCCACUUGCGUCAUUCACGGAGAGGGCCACGUGACCACCUUUGACGGCAAGAAAUUUAUCUUCAACGGCAACUGCGAAUAUACUUUAGUUCAGGACUCGUGCUGCGCAAACGAAACCCAUCCAAACUUUAAGAUUGUUUCAGAAAACGUUAUUUGCGGCCAGUCGGGUGUGACCUGCUCCAGAGCAAUAAAGAUCUACAUUGAGGAUGUUCUGAUAGAAAUGGCAGAUGGAACCUACAAGGUAACGCCGGAAGCAGCAGCUGACAGGUUUCGCAUCCACAUCAACCCACUGUACCUGUCCUUUGAGUGUGUGCUCCCUGGUGGUCACCUUCUGCAACUAUUGUGGAACAAGAACACAAAUACAUUCAUCCGUUUCACCAGGAUGCAGCAGCUUUCGCUGUGCGGACUCUGCGGUAACUUCAACGGGGACAUAGGUGAUGAUUUUAUAACGCGGAGCCAAUAUUUAGCCUCCAAUGCACUUGAGUUUGCAAACACUUGGAAGGAAGAGCCACUAUGUCAAGACGUGACUGAAGUUCUACAUCCAUGUGAUUUGAACCCGUAUCGUCUGUCCUGGGCAGAAAAGCAGUGCCAAAUAAUUCACAGUGACACCUUCAAGACAUGCCACAAUCUGGUUUAUCGAGUUCCCUAUUAUGAAAGCUGUGUACAGACGACAUGCGGAUGUGAUAUUUUCGGAGACUGUGAAUGCCUUUGUGGAGCCAUUGCAGUCUACGCUAAAGCCUGUUUGGAUGCUGGUGUCUGUAUCAACUGGAGAACCCCUGACUUAUGUUCUGCCUACUGCGAAUACUAUAACACCCAUUCACUAAAAAAUACCAGCUCGGAGUUGACGGAGAAUGGUGGCCAUCCAAGCCGUUACCAGGCUUGUAUGUGUCCUCACAGUCUGUGGGACUUCCCGAAAAACAACAUGGAAGGUUGCUACACGUGUCCUGUGAAUGAAUACUACGACAGCAAAGUACAAUCGUGUGUUUUGUGUGAUGCCGAUUAUCGUUGAACAUGUUCGAUCAGGAGUAGUAGCAACCUCCAGGAAUACUCUUGAGACUCUUCCAAAAGCGAACACGAACUGAAUGCAGUCUCUUUAUGAUGUGUUAGCAGUAACUAGUUUUCUUAUCAACAUAAGAAGUAAACAAAAUAGCCAGUGCUGAGUUGUCAGCAAACUGAUUUCCCAACGGAUCAUAUUAUUUCUUGGGUGUUUUCUGUAUUUAGGAUCACGGGGAAUUUAACCAAUAACCUUUUGUUCAAUUUAAAUUAACGUAAGCUUUGCAAACAUACUAAAAAUUACAUUCAAUGCCUUAAACUUCAGAAAGAAUGCAUCUUAAUGACUUUCGGUAAUAUAUAUAUCAAUCUAUGUUUUCUCUUGUAACUGAAUAUUUAAAAUAAACAA